AUGGCAUUGCAUCGCCCGAACAAUCGACCUCUCGACCUCUCCACGUCCUUGCAGCUCCUUCCGCCGACUCCGCUGAAAGUGGACGACGAGAUGCUGACCGUCGAAGUGGCGCGUGCGCACAUGGGGCCGCUCGUGCACCCGCCGCUCGACCUCGACAGUGGGUUUCCCUCGACAGCAAAAUCCACGACGCCUCUGUGGACCCGCCUCCGCUCGGGCUUUGAUAACAUGCUAACCGACGGGUGGAGCUGCCCGGCGCCUUUGACGACCGUCGAUGAAGACACCAUGUACUGCGACUUGGACGACAUGCCCCUCGAUGUGACGAUGGAGCUCGAGACGACGUCUGUACCGGAGGCACCGGCGGCCAAGGCACCAAAGCGACGAAAGAAGACCGCCGAGACGACGACGACGCCGCGCCGCGUGACUCGCAGCCAGACAAAGCUCAAGCUGGAGCGCAAGGGCAUUUUCGAAGCCAACAUGCUCGAGCACCGCCGCACUUCGGCCGACCCGCCGCGCCAAUGGCAACGGUGGCAGUCGUGCGGCCAUCUCCACAGCACGGGCAGCGCGUGCUGUGAUCACCACCAACCGUAGCGGGCUUGUCGUGAACUAAUCUUAUGUAACUCGAAGGAAAUGUACUCUAUCUCUAUUGAACACUCU
Molecule: messenger RNA, 654 nt
Organism: Saprolegnia parasitica CBS 223.65
Lineage: Eukaryota; Oomycota; Saprolegniomycetes; Saprolegniales; Saprolegniaceae
Exons: 1
Coding region: 1-588 (195 amino acids)
Source: RefSeq, a predicted model, not a curated record